Messenger RNA from Thamnophis sirtalis, 2211 nucleotides. The record is from RefSeq and is a predicted model, not a curated record. Lineage: Eukaryota; Metazoa; Chordata; Lepidosauria; Squamata; Natricidae.
AUGACUUCAGAUGCCUUGCUAGAUUUGCUAUCCACCGGAGGGGCAAAUAUUCCAAACUACAGAUGUGGAAAUCAUAACAGACCCUUAGUAGUUUUGGAUGGGUCCAGUGCUGAUAUCUCCAUCCAGAUACCAAAUAUGUUGGGCAUUUAUAAAAUUCCACAGGCUCAGAGUGAUAAAUCUCUCUUCCCUUUUUUCUAUCGAAUGGUCCCCAAAGAAGGAGCUCAGUACCCCACAAUUAUCAAACUGCUCCACCAUUUCAGGUGGACAAUGGUUAAUCUAGUUGCACCAGUCUCUGAUGGAGGAGAGAGGUUCAUGAGAAGCUUGACUCCUCUGCUUAUCAGGAAUGGCAUUUGUGUGGUUUUAUCGCAAAGCAUUCCUGUGGCUGUCAAUGAAGUACGUAUUGAUCCUUUCCAAUUCUGCAAAUGGACGCAAGUCAAUGUCUUUGUUUAUUUCUCAGCGAUUGAUACCUUCAUAAUGGGAAUAAUGAUUGUGCAGAAGAUAUUUGAAUUCUGCACAAAAGCCACAAUUGGAAAAGUCUGGCUCACUUCAGCUAUGUGGGAUAUUACUUCCGAUUUACAGUAUAAUUCACAGGUUAUUCCAUUCAUCUAUGGCUAUAUUUCCUUCUUGAUCCAGAAUGGCAGAAAUGCCAAACAUAACGAUUUUAGAUCUAUUUAUUAUUCUGCCAUAGACUUUAUGGACAAAGUGUUUCAUUGCUCCUAUUUCAAGCAUGGCUUGUCUGUGAAAGGCUGGACAAGAUGCCCAGAGGAUAAGGAUAUAAAAGCUCUGCCCCAGGAGAAGACUGAAAGAAUCCUGUCUCUGGACAGCUACAUCAUCCAUCGCUCCAUCUGGAAUGUGGCCAGAGCCUUAAAUGCUGCAUAUUCAUCCAAAUCCAAGAGGAAAGUGAAUGAUAAUAAAGAUCAGUUGGCUGCUCAGCAAUUGCAGUCAUGGCAGCUUCAUCAUUUCCUGCAAAACCUUUUCAAGCUAUACAAUAACUCAUUGGAUAGAUUAUAUUUGGAUCAGAGUGGAGAGUUGGCUGCUGAUCUUGAUAUCAUGAGUUCAAUCCAGUUUCCCAACAAGUCAGUUUUCCGGACAAAAUUUGGAAGCCUAGCAAGACAAGGAUCAGGAGAAGCCAUGUUUACUGUUGACCAGGAUGCAAUGGUGUCCCCCAAAUGGCUCAACCAGUCUCUUCCUAAAUCCAAGUGUGUGGAGAGCUGCCAUCCAGGAUUCGUCAAGGUACCUCGGGAAGGGGAAUUCCUUUGCUGCUACAAUUGUGUUCCUUGUGGAGAAGGGACCAUCUCCACUCAGGAAGAUGCAAAAGUGUGCAUCAAAUGUCCAGAGGAUCAGCAUCCAAAUGAGAAACAAGAUCAGUGCAUCCCCAAGAUCAUAACCUUUUUAUCAUACAGAGGACCUCUGGGGAUGAUCCUGACUUCCUUUGUCCUCUUCUUGUCUUUAGUCACACUGCUUGUCUUAACUAUCUUUAUAAGACACUUGGAAACUCCACUAGUCAAGGCCAACAAUCGAAACCUCUCGUAUAUCCUCCUCAUCUCCUUGUUGUUUUCCUUCCUGACCUCCUUCCUUUUCAUUGGCCAGCCAAGGAAAGCUGCUUGUUUUCUCCGUCAAACCAUUUUCAGUAUCGUUUUCUCAACUGCUGUCUCCUCAGUCUUGGCCAAGACAAUCACAGUAGUGUUGGCCUUCCUGGCCACAAAACCAGGCAACACCAUGAGGAGGUGGAUGGGGAAGACUCUGGCCAACUCCCUUGUCCUUUCUUGUUCUGGGAUCCAAGCUCUCAUUUGUUCCAUAUGGUUAGUAGUCUCUCCCCCCUUCCCUGACUCUGACUUGCACUCUCUGCCUGGAGAAAUCAUCCUGCAAUGCAAUGAAGGGUCAGUUAUCAUGUUUUAUGUAGCCCUGGGCUACAUGGGUUUCCUGGCUGGCAUCUGCUUUAUUGUGGCUUUCCUUGCCAGGAAUCUCCCUGGGACCUUCAACGAAGCCAAGCUGAUCACUUUCAGCAUGUUGGUCUUCUGCAGUGUUUGGGUGAGUUUUGUACCCACCUAUUUGAGCACCAAGGGGAAAUACAUGGUGGCUGUGCAGGUCUUCUCCAUCUUGGCAUCUGGUGCAGGGCUACUGGGCUGCAUCUUCAUCCCAAAGUGCUAUAUAAUUAUUCUGAGGCCAGAUCUCAACACAAAGGAGCAGCUUAUAUUAAAAGUCAAAUAA